CCGUAAAUCACAAAGUUUAUGAUUUCAUGUUAAAAUUUUACUUUUAUAAGACUUUUGCUUAGAUAAAUACAUUAGAUGUAAGUUAUAGCUCUUGUAAUUAUGGCAAAUUUCACUAUUGAUGGAAAAAUAUGCAUUGAACGCGAACUUGAAGUAGUGCCUUCAAACAGAGAAUUUGAAGACUUAAUUUCUCAUCUCGAUGUACUUAAAACGUGUAAAUGGAUAUCUGAUAAUAAUUAUUCGAAGGUGUGUUUACAGUUUCCCGACGAACUUUUAAAUGUGAGUGCUGUUAUAUUUGAAGAGAUAAAGAAUAAAUGUGAUGUUGACCUGUAUAUCUUAGGAGACACUUCAUAUGCUAGCUGUUGUGUAGAUGCAGUGGCGGCUAUGCAUGUACAGGGUGAUGCAGUGAUUCACUAUGGUCGUAGUUGUUUUACAAAAUCAAACAUACCAGUGUUCACAGUCUUACCUAAGAAAAAAUUGAAUUUGGAAGCUUCUAUCAAAACUUUGCAGGAUAAUUUUGGAUCGGAUGAAAUUGAUAAACUUUGCCUGUUUUAUGAUGCUGAAUUUGAACACUGCAAAGAUGAAAUAGAAAAGGCAUGGUAUCAGCAAUAUCCUAAUAGUUACAUAGCAUAUAUUGCAUUGGAAGAAAAUAGAAAUAGAUUUCUAGGUCGUUUGGUAAGAGAUUUAAAUGGUGAAGUAUACAAUUCUGAUGUACUUAAGAACUGCACUUGCAUUUACAUCGGCCUGAACGGACAGACUUUAUUUAUAUAUACUAUAUCUAUUGAAGCAAAACAAUGGUUUUCACUAAAUCCAGAAACAUUAGAAAUUGUCAGCAAGACAGAGACUGCUUGGUUUAAACGAAGACGUUUCCUAAUUGAGAAGUGUAAAGACGCCAAUGUGAUUGGUAUACUAAUAUGCAAACUAGCCGGAGAUCAGACAAAAGAUAUUAUAAACAGACUGAAAGAUUUAUGCAAAGUUAACGGAAAGAAAAGUUAUAUUAUAUCUGUAGGAAAACCUAAUGUUGCUAAACUUGCUAACUUUCCAGAGAUUGAUAUUUAUGUCAUGGUUGCAUGUCCAGAAAAUGAUCUGUACAACAACAGGGAUUUCUAUAAACCAAUUGUAUAUCCGUUUGAACUCGAAGUGGCUUUAAAUUCGAAUCGGCAACCUUAUUUCACAAAUCAUGUGACGGACUAUGAUGAAUUACUUCCGGGCAAUAAACACUAUUGUGAUAUAAAUGAAGCUAAGGAAACUACAGAUGUUAGUCUUAUAACUAACAAAAUAAGAGAGACAAAAGUUCAUAGUUCAAUUGAAAGUUCAUUGGAGUUAGCUGAAAAACAAAGUAUGGCUUUAGAGACUAUUGGACAGAAUCUUCAAGAAAGAUCAUGGAAAGGAUUGGAACAAAAAUUAGGAGAAACCGAGGUUAAGAAAGCAGAAGAAGGUCGCAAAGGGAUACCACUACAAUACAAUAAUGAACCAGAGUAAAUUAGAAUCAUAUAUUUUUAUUUACAAACUCGGAA
Molecule: messenger RNA, 1514 nt
Organism: Papilio machaon (common yellow swallowtail)
Lineage: Eukaryota; Metazoa; Arthropoda; Insecta; Lepidoptera; Papilionidae
Gene: Dph2
Product: 2-(3-amino-3-carboxypropyl)histidine synthase subunit 2
Exons: 6
Coding region: 100-1479 (459 amino acids)
Biological process (GO): protein histidyl modification to diphthamide
Molecular function (GO): 2-(3-amino-3-carboxypropyl)histidine synthase activity
Source: RefSeq, a predicted model, not a curated record